Molecule: messenger RNA, 3258 nt
Organism: Bombus impatiens (common eastern bumble bee)
Lineage: Eukaryota; Metazoa; Arthropoda; Insecta; Hymenoptera; Apidae
Exons: 7
Coding region: 371-1765 (464 amino acids)
Cellular component (GO): membrane
Source: RefSeq, a predicted model, not a curated record
AUUCGAUUAGAUCGGAAUUUUAAGAGCACCGCGCCAUGUCCGAUACAUAGGUUCAUGGUGGCUACCGUGGUAAAUGUUAUUUCCAGAUAUAGGUAGUAUUUGCAAUAGGACCGAGCUCGAGGGUAAAACUACAGACGCGGGGCAUCGAACACGGAAACAAGUCUGCAGAAGGGCAAGUGUCGGUUUCAUCGACGACGAUAUCGUGGUGGAAAGGGUAAUAGCGGUAUUGAUUGCAGCGGAACUUGACCGCGCAAACUCUCUGUCUGCCCUCAAUGAAAUGACGUGCUUACAUAUGGAACCACGACGGACGGAACGACGAUAAAAACCUGUGGAUACCACACCUGGCUGACACCUGCCAGUUGAAACGGUGAUGAUGACAUCGACCCUCUGCACCUGCACAUGGCUACUGCUACCCUGCUGCGUUCUCGUCACCCUCUCCACCGGUGAACUGAAUUUUUAUCGAGAUGGAAUCGCUUUUAGGCAAUUGAUGAAGUACCUCGAGGGGCAGAGAACGCAUUUUCUCUCACUGUUGGCGAAUCAAGCUCACAAGAAGCAUCAUUUGGGCUUGGAUCGUCAAAAGGAGAGGGAUAUUCUGGAAGCGUUGAUCAACAAAGGCAGCUUGGCGGAUAUUCAAAGAAAGGAGAAAGCAAAAGGAUGGAACUAUCGGCAAACGCGAUACAACGAGCCGAUCCACGAGUUGCCGCGAGAAAGGGAGCAUUAUUUUUCGUUAUACGAGCUAAACCCGCUCGAAAGUCCUUUGGAGUAUCCAAACUUUAAGUUGCCUUAUCUUCCCCGUGAAACGGAUGGCGAAGAAGUUGGGAAUUUUCAAGACGAUGACUACGGAUACGAUCGGAAUCCACUAUCGAAACAUUUGCCUUUCGACGAGACCAAUUUGGACAGGGGAAUGAAGGAGGAACCGUUGGAAUUUCACGGAAGGUACAGUAGUGGAUCGAUUAACGAGUACGGGAAAAAUGAUAUACAGAUACAAAAGUUGGAAGCGACCACUCCGGAUUUUACUUUCGACUCGAAUUUACACGAUAGACAACCGUUCGCUGUAAAGCCCAAUGAUCCCAGAUAUUAUCAGGAUGCUCCUUUUUUCGUAGAUAACAAAGAUAACUCGGAUUUUGAGCAAUCGAUGAAAAAUAACACGAAGUGGGAACGAGAGAAUACAGCGAUUGGAAAAGGACACACGAUGCAACAGGAGAAGGCGAGAGACAUGGAGUCGAAAUUUAAGGAUACGUCGGUGAUCGUGAUACCGGAGUUGGAACGACGUAUGGAGUACAACCCGAUGUUCGUACCUGUAAACCAGGAUUUGAAUAACGAUAUAUAUUUUAUUGCUGUCGUUGCUGGCUGCAGCGCAGCGGCGAUGUUUGCUCUCGUAUUAAUCGCUUUGACAUGGUGCAGGUUAAAACGGGGUGCUAAAGCGGCUGCUGAUAUAGAAUAUCCAGCUUACGGUGUAACUGGUCCAAAUAAAGAGAUAUCACCAUCUGGAGACCAAAGACUCGCGCAGUCUGCCCAGAUGUAUCACUUCCAACAUCAGAAACAACAAAUCAUCGCUAUGGAAAAUCGUGUUUCUGCAACCAGAGACCCAGGCUCUGUAUCCGAAGCAGAGAGCGAGGAGGAAAACGAGGAAGGAGACUACACUGUUUACGAAUGCCCAGGACUGGCUUCUACUGGUGAAAUGGAAGUAAAGAAUCCGUUAUUCCACGACGAUCCAACACCGGCGACACCGGCAAAAACUAACAAAGAAGAGGACCAUAUAUAGUUUGACUAAAUUCCGAAUAUAUUUGAUUUUAAUAUUUUUUCUGGUGCUUAGCUCACUGUUAACGUACCAUAUCGGAAACAUUUAUCUAUAUAUCGAAUGUACGCAACUUUAAUAUUUGUACGACGCGGGAAGUCGAGAUAGAAAAUUAAGCGAAAGAUCUGACACGAGACCAUUUUUGCGUUUUGUGAAAGAGUUUACCACGUGAAACGAUGAACAUUCUACCGUCGUUAAAACCUAUCGUGUUUAUUUGAAAACACAUAUUUUUUAACUCCAUGAUGUACUAUAGUUUGUACUUUCAUAGCAAGUACGGUUAGCCAUAUGAUUGACAUUAUUUUUCUACUCACCGUUAGACUUGCAACAUAGAGUACGGAUUGGAGAUUAUAACUACGUAUAACGUUUAAUAUCACUUUAUACCUGAUUAUAAUUUUUCAAUAUAGUAAUAACGUUUAUCGCAUGUUUUCACCAACUCUUCCUUUCUCUACGUAUCGAUAACUAUUGUUCGUCCACCGAAGAAAUUUAUUAUUCCUCUAUGAUUCGAAAGUAUCUAGUACUAACUUAAAAGUAGAUAUACGUUCUAAAUCAGAAUUUCGGUUUAGGCUUAUGGAAUUAUCGUGGCUGUUAAUGGUACAUUUUGGAUUCAGUUGUUACGACGUUCGUAAAAAUAUAUACAUAUAUACAUAUAUACAUACAUAUAAUGUGUAAUCACAUUAAAUUUGAUAUUUUCUCAAGGCAAAAAAAAUAUUUAAUGUCACAAUAAUCGAAAGAAUUUCGUGUAUCGUAGUACACAGAAAGUUUAUUUUACGUGUAAUUCGUGACUCGACGUAUAAAAGUACGUAACACUUUGUGUUAACAUAGUUGUACCAACGUUUAGCACAUUUCGUGCGCGCGCGUAUGAAGUAACGACGAAAAUGAUAGAACAACUUGCAUCUUGCAUGUGCUGUUGCUUUUGGCAUUACUCCUGUGAUUUAUAUCACCUAAAUGAAAAUUCUGUACAUAUAUUAUAUAUUUGUUACGAAGAAGCUGUUCCUUUAAUAUUGGCUACUAUACAACGCUCUAUAUAUAUACAUAUAUAAUUUAUUGGCUUGAAGCAGUGAUAAUACGUAUUUUAUUUUUCUAUGAUACCUAUAAUACUGUUAAUCUUAAAACAGUUUUAAGAUAAAAGAGCCUAUUAUCGUACCCAACACAAGAUAUAGAAACGACUAUUUAUUUUGGCAAAUUUUAAGCACUACGUGUAAUUAGCGCCGACUAUGUAAUUUUACUCAGAGUUACUAUUUACAUCCCCGUUACAUGUAUAUGUAUCAUAUAAUAGAACGAAAGACGAAACAUCUCCUACAGAUUCGUCCCUUUAAUAACAUUCGAUCGUAGAUCGAAAAUUAAAACACAACAGCAUGAAUUUAUUGUUAGCCUUUCAAUGCCUUUACAGCACUGCAUCGUCGACUAUAUAAAUUCGUUAAAUUUUAUAGAAAGGACACUAUGAAAGGACAAUCUGUGUA